UCCUUCUUUAGAAAUAUUUUACCUCAUUGGAAAUAUCUCAUUUCCGAGCAUUUGACUCGUGACAAAGCCUGGAAUCACCACAAGGCGAAAAAAAAAUACCACUUGGGCGGAGACACGCUGCAAAGCCACUCCGCCACCGCUCGCCCAUCGCUGUCUGACGUUCCAACAUCACCAUCCGCCGGAGUUCCAUCACUUACGAUCGGUGUCCACUUCCGAACAACUCUCUUCCACCCUAUCUAACAGGUUGUGGCAGUGAUGGUGGAAUUAUGGUGGUCUUUACUGGGGGCUGCUAUACCAGCUGCACUGGCGGGUCAAGCGUGGAGGAUGAAGAAGAGACGGGACGAUGAACAGAGGAUAAAGAGAGCCAGAGGGCGGGAGAAAAGCUCAGAUGAAAUAUUUGUCUGUGAGAGGGUUUGUACGUCAAAAAGGAUGCUGAAGAAAGUUGGUGCAUUUUCGAAGGACCCAACCCCUGAUACAUGUGUUACCGUUUGUGGUGUUUCGGAGCUUGAUGCCUGUGCUGACGCAUGUGCGCGGACUGUCUGUGUUAAUCAGCAUCAAGUCCCUAAUUGGAAUGAUGUUUGUCUGAAGAGGUGUCAAAAUGAGUGCCUUAGGCUCUCCAAUUCCUCUUCCCUCUCUUGAUACACCAUUUCAAUUACUUCUCUCUGCAUUUCUUUGAUGAUUAUUGUAUCUUCUAGUCCAACUGAAAGAUGCUUGCUGUUUCUGUUGAAUUUGUGGAUUGUGGAUUUUGUAUUUGCGUUCUCCAUUAUGGUACCUAGAGUUUUCUUUUUUGAGGUAAAUACUUCGACACAUUUCAUGAUCACUUCUAAAUGAAGUUGUGUGGCUAAUAGUCUACAAUGUUCAGUGAAGAUACUGUACAAGUAUUUAAUAAUGAUCUCGUUAACUUUUCAUAGUAAUUAUACUAUGAUAGUAGGCAAC
Messenger RNA from Cuscuta europaea, 936 nucleotides. The record is from the annotation of a GenBank genome assembly. Lineage: Eukaryota; Viridiplantae; Streptophyta; Magnoliopsida; Solanales; Convolvulaceae.